AUGUAUGAAUUAGGUGUUGUUGCUAAUGGGGGUGGAGUUGUUCCUUUCAAUAACCCUGUUAAUGAAGUUGAAAUACCUGUUGAUGGCCCUAUUGCCCCUGUGAAUGCCCUUGAACCUGAUAAUCAAAUUGCAAUGCUUGAGAAUACACAUGUGCCUGCUAAUGAACUUGGAUUAUGGAAGUGGAUGAUGAAGUACCAACACAUCCCAUCUUCUUCAGCUUGGUUUUGA
Lactuca virosa is the source of this 228-nucleotide messenger RNA. NCBI's taxonomy places the organism in Eukaryota, Viridiplantae, Streptophyta, Magnoliopsida, Asterales, Asteraceae. The record is from the annotation of a GenBank genome assembly.